This is a messenger RNA of Malaclemys terrapin pileata, 930 nucleotides long. RefSeq names its product cyclin dependent kinase 3 (gene CDK3). Gene Ontology annotation, molecular function: cyclin binding; cyclin-dependent protein serine/threonine kinase activity; ATP binding. The record is from RefSeq and is a predicted model, not a curated record. The transcript is spliced from 7 exons. Gene Ontology annotation, biological process: signal transduction; regulation of G2/M transition of mitotic cell cycle; protein phosphorylation. NCBI's taxonomy places the organism in Eukaryota, Metazoa, Chordata, Testudines, Emydidae. Gene Ontology annotation, cellular component: nucleus; cytoplasm; cyclin-dependent protein kinase holoenzyme complex. The coding region runs from base 1 to 930 and encodes 309 amino acids.
AUGGACACGUUCCAGGAUGUGUUCCAGAAGGUGGAGAAGAUUGGGGAAGGCACCUAUGGAGUGGUGUACAAGGCGAGGAACAAACGAACAGGCCAGCUGGUGGCUCUGAAGAAGAUCCGUCUGGAUUCGGAGACAGAAGGGGUUCCGAGUACAGCAAUCCGAGAAAUCUCUCUGCUCAAAGAACUUAAGCAUCCAAACAUAGUGAGGCUUCUAGAUGUUGUGCACAGUCAGAAGAAGCUGUAUCUGGUGUUUGAGUAUCUGAAUCAGGACUUGAAAAAGUACAUGGACUCGUCCCGGACAGGGGAGCUCCCUUUAAGUUUGGUAAAGAGCUAUCUGUUCCAGCUGCUGCAGGGUGUGAACUUCUGUCAUUCGCACAGAGUCAUUCAUAGAGACUUAAAGCCUCAGAAUUUGCUUAUCAACGAAGUGGGAGCCAUCAAACUGGCAGAUUUUGGUCUGGCUAGAGCCUUCGGGGUUCCACUGCGCACUUACACUCACGAGGUGGUAACUUUAUGGUACCGGGCCCCCGAAAUCUUGCUGGGAUGUAAAUACUACUCGACUGCAGUGGAUGUCUGGAGCAUUGGCUGUAUCUUUGCAGAAAUGGUGACAAGAAAAGCCCUGUUUCCGGGGGAUUCUGAAAUUGACCAGCUCUUCCGGAUUUUCCGCACCCUGGGCACGCCCACUGAGGCAGCGUGGCCGGGGGUGACCCAGCUUCCCGACUAUAAAGGAAACUUUCCCAGGUGGGCGAGAAGAGAGAUGAAGGAGAUCGUUCCGAACUUGGAUCGGGAUGGGCGAGACUUACUGGCGCAAUUGUUACUGUAUGACCCCGACAGGCGCAUUUCAGCUAAGGCAGCCCUCAACCACCAGUACUUCUUCUGGCAAAGCCCCCAUGACCCCAAAGACCAGCACAUGCUGCAGAAACACUGCAGCUGA